Molecule: messenger RNA, 648 nt
Organism: Dibothriocephalus latus
Lineage: Eukaryota; Metazoa; Platyhelminthes; Cestoda; Diphyllobothriidea; Diphyllobothriidae
Source: the annotation of a GenBank genome assembly
AUGGAAAAUGGACUGCCCGACGUUCGAACUUUCAGGUCAAACCAUAUCCAGGCCUUUGAAACCCUGCCGUCAGAAAUACACGCUCUUAAAAUUUCCGACAACCGCAAGACCCUCGAACUUCCUGUUACUGCUAGGAAUGGUUGUUCCUUCGAUCACCUACCCCUUCAUUCGUCUCCAGCGCACCGGGUUGACCUCAAUGAUGCGCCGUCGACUGAAUUUAAGUUUAUCGAUGAAUGCACGUCCUCAUCGUCAUCUUCUUCCUCGGGGUGUUCCACUACCAAACGUGACUCUCAAAACUCAGGACUUGGCUCCGGAUCUACUUGUCACACGUCUGAGUCGGCAAGGUCACCUCCAUCACCUGUCUCCAGUUCGAUUGUGGCUCAGGUUUCGACAGCCUUAAGUGGACACUCGCCGCCCUCAAAGCGCCUUCCCUCGGCUGUUGUGAUAGGCUACCAACGUGCAAUCGCGGAAUCUAUCGCUGCUGCAGGCCUAAUGAAUCAACGACAGUCAGGACCAGGGGCAUCGCGCAAAGCCGAUGAAUCCCAGACCGUUGAAGAACGAACAGUGCUUGAUCUAUCUGAAGUACGUCCAAAUCUGACAAGUGGAAGUGUAAAUAAAAAGGCAAGUCCCUUUCAAGGCCAUUUAUGA